Messenger RNA from Gamsiella multidivaricata, 1519 nucleotides. RefSeq lists its product as uncharacterized. The transcript has 2 exons. Lineage: Eukaryota; Fungi; Mortierellomycota; Mortierellomycetes; Mortierellales; Mortierellaceae. The record is from RefSeq and is a predicted model, not a curated record. The coding region runs from base 1 to 1407 and encodes 468 amino acids. Gene Ontology annotation, molecular function: 2-oxoglutarate-dependent dioxygenase activity.
AUGACUCUGGUAGGUGUUAAUUCGCAAAACACUGAGAUCACUGAGGAAAACUGCGGAUACGCGCCUUUCAAAGAGUUGCAGGAUGCAAGGGCGCUAUUGACAGCACUUUUGGAUGAAUCCGAUAACCGGCAAUCAAGAGCCUCGCUCUCAGCUGCCGAAGAACUCGUUCUUCAGAUCGACGCACUCAUGGACUUUGCGCACGGGAUGCUGCAUGCAUACCCGUAUCGAGAAGUGCCGGUAUGCUGGCGAGAACUCUACACGGAUUCAGGGAUCCUCAAAGCGCUAGCUCUUGGGUUUAUCGCCUCAUCCACAGUAUCGAUCAUGGAAGCGAAGCACAGAAUACCUCUUAAACCGGCCAUUCUGGCUUGCGAUAAGGUUCUCGUUAUGGCGGGAGCAGCCGGUCAUGAAAGGAAGCAACUUGUGUACGAGUUAAUCGACUUACUAGAAGGCAUGGUGGAGGGUCUUGAGGAGACUACGCAGCCUCCAAAGAAGCGGGCAAGGACAGGAGCGCCCGCCAAACUGGGCGAGGAGGCACAUCAAGGACCAGUACCUGAAAUCCGAUAUCCGAUUCCUCGAUUGCAUCUGCCUUCAAUGGAUGCGUUUCAGCAGCACGUCAACGGACCAUCUGGAGCAACACCCAUCAUCAUCACUGACUCUAUUGAUCAUUGGCCUGCGAGGGAACGGUGGACAGAUUUGGAUACCAUUUGUCAGACAGCAGGACCCGAUCGGCUAGUUCCAAUUGAGAUCGGCAGCCAGUACACGGAUGAGCAGUGGACUCAAAAGCUGGUGACUGUACGUGAGUUUAUUGAGCAGUACAUUGUUCGGGACCCAUUGGAGGAUGAGACAGGGAAUCAUGGACAAGACAAGAAAGAUGGUUGCGAUAAGAAGGAAAAGCCGAUCGGAUAUCUGGCACAGCACGAUCUGUUUGAUCAGAUCCCUCGGCUUCGCAGGGACAUUGAUAUCCCAGAUUACUGCCUGAUCGGACCCAGGGAUCAGGGGGGCUACGAUCCACCAGACGAUGUGCUGCUGAAUGCAUGGUUCGGUCCACGGGGUACGGUCUCGCCGAUGCACACAGAUCCGUACCAUAACUUGCUGGCUCAGGUUGUGGGCAGGAAAUAUAUCCGGUUAUAUGCGCCUAAGGAAACUUCUAAGCUGUACUGCUUUGGAUCAGAUUCUGAAGACGGCACUCAGGAGCAGGAGCAGGAGCAGGAGCAGGAGACUACGAUGUUGGGCAACACAAGCCAGGUGGAGGUGGAGAAUCCUGAUCUGGAGCGACAUCCGCUCUUUGCAGAGGCGAGAUAUGUGGAGACGAUUCUUGAACCGGGUGAGGUGCUUUAUAUUCCGUUCAAGUGGUGGCACUACAUCCGGUCGCUGUCGACAAGCUUCUCGGUCAGCUUUUGGUUCUGAAAAUAAAAGAAGGCAUCAUUCCCAGGAUUGCAUUAGUCUAUAGUAGACACAGUCGUAUACACGGUGUGCGUGUGACCCGUUGUGAGCACUUGUCUAUGGGCGAAUGAGACUG